CCUGUUUCCAUUGCCCACUAAAUACCUCUACGAACACCCAAAGCUUCUGUUUCCUCUAGAGAUCGGUUAGCCAUAAAACUUUCCCUUCCUCUUUCUAUAAUCUUCCCUUCUUCAUCCCAAACUAUCCAACCCCUUGCUCGAACUCCUCUCCAACCAUCCAGUUCACCAUCCACAUUUAUCUUUAGUAAACCCUCUUCUGGUUUCGGCCAUCUGUCGGUCCUCAAACAUCGAGCUGAAUUUAAAACAUCAUUGAGGUCAUGUGCUCUUUGCCAACCCUUUAGCAUAGUCGACCCUCGAGCUUCCAAAUGUGAUCUAAUCGAAAAUCACAAAUAAGGUGGUGCACAGAAAGAUAUGAUGGAUGAGCUGUACGGGAUUCACUCAGUGCUUGCUCCAUCAUCAUCAUCAACUUCAUAUGCUCCCUCAUCCAACAAUAAUGUCUUUUGUCUUGAAACUGAUGGAAAUGAUCACCACCAUAGGAGUAGUAUGAUCAACAGCUAUGGUGAGGAUCUACAAAGUCAACACCAUCUUCUGGUUGGCCAAGGAGGUAGUGGUGGUGGAGGAGGAGAUGAUGAGAUGAUGAUGUCAGAUGAUGUAAAGGCACAGAUUGCUAAUCAUCCUCUUUAUCCCAACUUAGUAUCAGCUUAUAUUCAGUGCAGAAAGGUAGCAGCACCACCAGAAAUGGCUUCAAUUCUUGAAGAGAUCAGCCCUCACCCUACCGCCACUACCACAACAGCUGAUGAGAUUAUCACUGCAAAUCCUGAACUUGAUGAAUUCAUGGAAUCUUACUGUGAACUUAUGUACAAAUAUAAAGAAGAGUUGUCAAAGCCCUUUGAUGAAGCUAAGACUUUCUUGAGUGGCAUAGAGUCACAGCUCAACAGCCUCUGCAAAGAUACCUUACCAACCACCACCACCUUCAACAUCUAUCACUCUUGUGAUGAAGGAGGCGGGACAUCAGAAGACGAGGUAAUAAGUUGCGGAGAAAUGGAAGUGGGAGAGAGUGAAAUGGAGGCGUGGCCGUCGUCUCUGAACAAAGGGGAGGGAGAGCAGCAGAUUAAAGAAACGCUGAUGCGGAAGUACAGCGGAUACCUUAGCAGUUUGAGGAAGGAUUUCUUGAAGAAGAGGAAGAAAGGAAAGCUCCCAAAAGAUGCCAGGGUUGCUCUGCUCCACUGGUGGACCUCCCACUAUAGGUGGCCCUACCCUACGGAAGAGGAGAAGAACAAGUUGUCAGAGAUGACAGGGUUGGACCAAAAGCAGAUAAACAACUGGUUCAUUAACCAAAGGAAGAGGCACUGGAGGCCAUCUGAAGACAUGCGCUUUGCACUUUUGGAAGGAAUAAAUGGUGAGAAUUGCAGGGCCGAUAAUAAUGUGCUUUGAUGCAGGCAUUUGAAAUAUGAUAUAUAGGCAUUUGAAAUAUAUAGUUAUAAUGCAGAAAUUAUUUAUUUGUGUUCAAUUCCUAGAACUAUUCCAAUCCUGAUGAUGUCUAUUGCAACAUGCAAGUUGCCACCACCUUUACCUUUGAUUCAUAUGGAGUUGCAAAAAAAUGUGAAGGGUGUGUUUGGAAAGUGGCAUUUCAGUCAAAAAAUAGUAGUUUGAUCUUUUCUGGCGUUUUUAAUUAGUGGAGAUGUCGAUCCUAAUUGUUUGAUAACUAAUGGUUUGUCCCUG
Molecule: messenger RNA, 1662 nt
Organism: Cuscuta europaea
Lineage: Eukaryota; Viridiplantae; Streptophyta; Magnoliopsida; Solanales; Convolvulaceae
Source: the annotation of a GenBank genome assembly